AUAUGCUUAUGAUAUGACUCAUCAUCUCUACUCUGUUUUUCUCUCACAAGCACACUGCACACUACACACAGACGGAGAGAGAUUAACUGAGGCAUUCUUCUUCUUCAUCUUCCAAUCUGGUUGAGUCGUAAGAGAGACCUUGAGAGAGGACUGAGGAACUGAGAAAGCCAAAAGAAAGGAGGAGAAAUGGAGAAAGCUCUGACGAAAGUUGGGAGCUUUUGGAUUUCCAAGAAGGCCAAGGAAGAGAUCUCCAACAUCACUGAAGAUCUCUCUUCACUCUCAAACACCGUUGAGGAGAAGGCGAAAUGGAUGUUCAACAAGCUGAAAGGCAAGCCACAAAAACCGUUGCCUGAUCUUCUCCGAGAGUACUACCUUCCUCCGGGCCUGUUUCCCCGGAACAUAACAUGUUAUGAAUUUGAUGAAUCAAAGGGCAAGCUCAUUGUCUACUUGCCCUCUCCCUGUGAGGUGAGUUUCAAGGACUCAUCUGUUGUGAGGUACAACAUUCGCAUCAAAGGAACAUUGUCAAGGGGAAAGCUUAGUGGAAUAGAAGGAAUGAAGACGAAGGUUCUGGUUUGGGUUAAAGUCACAAGUGUUAGCGUCGAGGGCUAUAAGUCUGACAAAGUGUGGUUCACCACCGGAGUGAAGAAAUCAAGGCCCAAAGAUGCCUAUGAAAUGCCUCGAGAUGCCAUUAAAGUUGAAGACUUUUAAGGAUGCGUGACAUUUUUCAUUUUUACAGUCAUUAUUUUUUUGAAAAAGAAAAAAUCUUAAGCAAAACA
Prunus mume (Japanese apricot) is the source of this 776-nucleotide messenger RNA. RefSeq lists its product as uncharacterized. NCBI's taxonomy places the organism in Eukaryota, Viridiplantae, Streptophyta, Magnoliopsida, Rosales, Rosaceae. The record is from RefSeq and is a predicted model, not a curated record.